Rotaria sp. Silwood2 is the source of this 1155-nucleotide messenger RNA. NCBI's taxonomy places the organism in Eukaryota, Metazoa, Rotifera, Eurotatoria, Philodinida, Philodinidae. The record is from the annotation of a GenBank genome assembly.
AUGAAUAUAUUUAUUCUUCGUAAGUUUCUUUUAGUUUUAUUUUUCCUGGUGUUAAUGACGAUAAAUGUUAAAAGUUCGAUAAAACUUGUAAAACGACAAUCAUCGAAUAUUCGUCUUGAACGUUCUAAUUCUCACAGUAUUAAUCGUGAUGAUCAACCUGUUCGUUUUUCAUCUCAAACUCUUAAAAAAAACAAAAAUGAAAUAAAAUUAAUUCCUAAACAAAAUUCGGUAAAUCUAUGUAAUGGUUCAUACAUAAAAACAAAUGGAACAACAUGUGGUCUUAAAGAAAUCAUGAUUGGUCGUUGUAAUGAAUAUCAAUAUUUAAAACGUGGUCUUUAUCUAUCAAAUACUACUCAAAUAAAAAAUUGUUCAAAACUUUAUGAAUUAUUUGAAUCUGCUGCUCGUUAUAAACCAUAUUGUAAUAUGAAUAUGAGUACAUAUGAAAGUUAUUUUCAAUAUGCACUUGCUGAUGUAAAUGCAAUUAAUCGAUCUCUAUUUUGGAGUGGUACUUAUACAUUAGCUCAUGAUUAUAGUAAUCGUGGUUUUAAUUAUAUUACAUUAGAAGAUACAUUAGCAGCAGCUAUGGCUGAUGGUUUAUCAUGGUGUGGAAAAGAAAAUGAUCCCCAAGGAUUUGAUUAUGUUAGUUGUCCAAAUAAUUGUGCAGAUAAUAUUUGGGCUGAUGAUGCUUUUUGGGGACUUGCAUCAAAAAAGUUUGCUGAAAAAGCAGCUGGUGAAGUUUAUCUUGUUUUAAAUGGAAGUCGAGCUAAUGAUCAACCAUCUUUUCGUAAUGAUUCAUUUUUUACAAAAUAUGAAUUACCUAAUCUUCAAAAAACAGGUCAAUAUCGAGUUAAGAAAUUGAUUGUUUUACUUAUGCAUUCACCUGAUCGAAAAGUUGUUGAAAGAUGUGGUGAAAAAAGUUUAAUUACUUUACAAAUGAGGGUUCAAAGUUAUGAUAUUGAAUAUUUAUGUAAAGAUGAUCCAGAAGAAUUAAUUUUAAUUAUGUGUAAUGAUCAAUUAGAAGCACGAGAAUGUCAAAUAGCAAAACACGUUUUAAGACAACAAUGGGAUAAAAAAUUAUUUGGAAGAUCAAAUGCUAAUUAUCAUUCUAUAUCAUUUUUAGUUUUAUUUUCUCUUAUAAUAAAUUAUUUUCUUUAA